Sardina pilchardus (European sardine) is the source of this 4682-nucleotide messenger RNA. It is a transcript of the gene sgpl1, whose product is annotated as sphingosine-1-phosphate lyase 1. The record is from RefSeq and is a predicted model, not a curated record. Gene Ontology annotation, molecular function: pyridoxal phosphate binding; sphinganine-1-phosphate aldolase activity. Gene Ontology annotation, biological process: carboxylic acid metabolic process; sphingolipid catabolic process. The transcript is spliced from 14 exons. Bases 190 to 1881 code for a protein of 563 amino acids. NCBI's taxonomy places the organism in Eukaryota, Metazoa, Chordata, Actinopteri, Clupeiformes, Clupeidae. Gene Ontology annotation, cellular component: endoplasmic reticulum.
ACGGGGAUAGGCUGCUUUUUAGUUUCCAGCUACUUCCUGAUACAAGACUGUGUCUAUGAUUAUACCAUGACAAUAAGACCACAGGCACCAAGCAGGUCAAACAACGCUCUUAAGAAAAAACUUUUCGUUAACUGAAUUUGGUAAAGUUGCUCAAUCGAAUCUGCUUACGGAUUGUCCUCGGUGAAGAACAUGGACUACUGGGCCGCGACAGAGGUGUACAGGGAGAUGAUCUUACUCUAUGUAGAGGAGGGUCGUAAGUUCAUCAACUCGAAAUGUGCCGACCUGGAGCCAUGGCAGAUCAUUGGUGCCUCCAUACUCACCACCCUGGGAGCGGUUUGGGUCAAAGGGAUUCUCUUCCAGCAAGAGAGUCUGAUGUCACGAAUCAAGAAGCGCUGCUUUCGCCUCAUCAGAAAAAUACCCUUCAUUGGCACGACAAUCCAGGGACAGCUAAACAAGGCGCUGGACGACAUGUCCCAGAGUCUGUGCAACCUAAAAGAGGGCAUGAGCUACACCAAAAGACUACCACCCAAAGGCCUCACCCAGGAGCAGGUCCUGCAGCGCAUCAGCGAGUACCAGACCCUGAAUGAAGUGGACUGGGAGAGUGGCAAGGUGUCUGGCGCCGUAUACUGGGGAGAUGAAACACUAACCAAGCUUCUGGUGCAGGUGUAUGGGGACUUUGCCUGGAGCAACCCUCUCCACCCAGACAUCUUCCCAGGGGUCAGGAAAAUGGAGGCAGAGGUCGUGCGCAUGACCUGUCAACUCUUUCAUGGUGGACCGGAGUCCUGUGGCACAGUGACCUCUGGAGGCACUGAGAGCAUCCUCAUGGCCUGCAAGGCCUACAGAGAUAUGGCCUAUGAACGUGGGGUCAAGCACCCAGAAAUUAUCGCUCCAGUCAGUGUCCAUGCUGCCUUUGACAAAGCUGCUCACUACUUUGGGAUGAAGUUGGUCCAUGUGCCCCUGGACAAGAAGACCAUGAAAGUGGACGUGAAGGCCAUGAAGAGAGCCAUCAAUAAGAACACAGCCAUGCUGGUGUGCUCGGCCCCUCAGUUCCCUCAUGGGGUGAUGGACCCUAUCCAGGAGGUUGGAAAGCUGGCUGAGAGCUAUAACCUGCCCCUCCACGUGGACGCCUGUCUGGGAGGGUUCCUCAUCCCCUUCAUGGACAGCGCCGGAUUCCCUCUGGCGCCGUUUGACUUCCGGAUCAAAGGGGUGACCAGCAUGUCUGCAGAUACACACAAAUAUGGCUAUGCCCCCAAAGGCUCCUCAGUGGUGCUCUAUAGCAAAAAGCACUACCGCCAUUACCAGUACUUUGUGGCGCCAGACUGGCAGGGUGGCAUCUACGCCUCCCCCUCCGUGGCCGGCUCCCGGCCUGGGGGCAUCAUCGCCGCCUGCUGGGCCACCAUGAUGCACAUGGGCGAGAAUGGCUACGUGGACACCACCAGGAAGGUGAUCCAGACCACCCGCACUAUUGAGGCCGCAAUGCGUAAAAUAGACGGAAUAUUUGUCUUUGGGAAACCGGAGGUGUCUGUGGUGGCGAUUGGGUCAGAUGUCUUUGACAUCUACCGCUUGUCCAACGCUCUCACCACCAAGGGAUGGAAUCUCAACACACUGCAGUUUCCCUCUAGCAUCCAUAUUUGUUGCACAGUGUUGCACACGCAGCCCGGCGUGGCUGACCAGUUCAUCAGUGACGUCACAGAGCAGGUGGACAUCAUCAUGAAGAACCCAAAGGAGAAGACCACAGGAAUGGGAGCUAUCUAUGGUAUGGCCCAGUCCAUCCCUGACCGAUCCCUGGUGACGGAGAUUUCUCACGGCUUCUUGGACUGCCUCUUCAGCACAGACCUCCCCAAAGCCCAGAACAACCACAUGAACGGCAAAGCCCACUGAGUGCUCCGUUGGUGGGUCUGCGUCUACUCACCCACUCCUUGCCUUACGCCCACCGUCUCUUAAUCCGCGCUCGCUCGCUCUCGCUCUCGCUUUCCUCAAGGCCAGUCUCUCUUCCAAGGCACAAAACCGCAGUGACCGAGGCUUAGUUAAUGAGUUAGUAGGUUAGUUAAUUAGUCAGGUAGUUAGUUAGUUUUUUUCUCUCUUUGUGCACUCAGAAUCAUCAAAAGACUGUCGUACAAGCGUGGAUGUGGAGGAGCAUUGGAAAGUGUGUACUCUUUGGAACAGGCUGCACCCUCAUCACACAGCUCCUACUACCUAUUUGUUUAAUCACGGUGAACUCUUGAAUGGCUUACUUUCUAGGAUUGUGAUUGUCAUCUGGUUCUUUUUGGAAAAAACAAACAAAAAAACUAGAUCAGUGGGGUAUACUACGAAUCUCGAUUAGUGGGUUAGCGAGGUAUGUUGCGCUCAAAGCCAGGGUAUGCUGUCAUACGAAAGUGGAUUUGUUUUAGCGUCGCUGUAUCACCAUGGUAUCUUAUGCUCGCAACCAAACCUGGUCGGGAGCAGGUUAUGUGCUUAGUUAUAGCUCAAAUCGUGAAAAAUCACCGCCCUCUGACCAAUUCUAACCAAUCCAUUAUCUUGAAAAACGAAGUUAUCUCACGUGUGCUAAUCUGUCAAACUUCGAACAGGUUCAGCCACGCCUCUGCAAACAUUUUGAAUCUCGACGGCGCUUUUAACUAUGUUGCGCGUGCAAAUAUGUCACUACUAUGGACGUGCAUACCAUGCAAUAUUUGAUGACCAUCGAUUUUUUGAUGUUAUGGGUUAGACACUAAAAAAGACCACCCUAGAUUUCUCUGCCGCUCAUAAAUGCGGAAGUAAUCGUUGGUUAACCUAGGCUGUCUUGUGCGUCUCUACGUUUCCCGAUUGGUCAAAGUCACCCCAACCACGAGAACGCGCACAGAUCUGAGCUGAAAGCCUAGUUGGACAAAUUCAUCCUUGAGUGAGUUUUGUAGUACCACUCAACUCUGAUUGCGACUUUCGUUUUUAGCAAUCCAGGUUAUCCAAAGAAAACCUGGUUAUGUUCAACGAGAUUCGUAGUAUACCCCAAAGGUCUGUAAGUGGGCCGUGUACCUUGCUCUCAGUCCUGAUUGUGGCAGUAAAAGAGGUGCAGGAUUGUUCUAGAUAUCAUUCACCAAUAUCAUCAAAGUAUAUUAUUCUGUAAUAACAUUAACCAAACCACUCAUUUCAUUAUACCUAAUAUAUGCUGCAGAUACUGUGCACAUAACGUACAGGUCUUAUCAUUCUUUCAGUCUAAAAAAAAAUAACAUGUUAAUGGUAAGAAGACAACACACAGGUCAGGUGUUGAUAUCCCCUUCCACCAUUAGCCAUUUUACACAAUAGGGAUCCAAUUGAAGAAACUACACUUUGUUUCUGUACUGCUUUCCUAACCAAUGUUCUACUUCAAUCCCUGUUCUUUGCCCCAAAGUCAAUUAAUACUGUACCUCUCAAGCACAACAGUUUUUGAAGCACUUAUUCAACUGAGUUAAUUUAUUUGCUUUCAAACUCUAAGACUUUCUGUAUCUGAUGCCAAAACUGACCCUUUGGCAACUGUUAUGAAAGGUUCCUCAUGUUUCUCUUGUAAUUAAUUUGAGGGCUCUAGCCCAGAAUGUAUGGAGAGACCCAGACUCAUUUCACCGUAUAGAAAUUUACCACUUUUAAUUGACGAUGUAUGAACACCUCGACACCCUGAGGGAAAACACAAAACUUUCUUAAGAAAUGUGUCUUAUAUGAUUCCACUAUAGUCCGCUUCCAUAUCUACCUCAUUUAGUAAUUCCGUACUAUUGAGUCAUAUAGUAUAUUCCUUCCAACUUCUUUGUUUGUAUUUCAGAAAGGCUUUGUCUGGCUCACUGUACUUUCUUGAUACGUAAUGUUUAGCGAUAAAUUAGUUCUUAUCCAUUUUUACUCAAAACGGUUGAAGAAGCGGAACGUGGGGGAUAAAUCGGGUUUCUCCUCUUGGUCUAGUAUAGCCUUUUAAGUCAGCCUUGGCCCAUCAGUUGUUCUCGUUGUCCUUUUCUUUUUAAUUUUUGUUUUUAUUUACUGUGCAAUGGGUGAUUGAGUCAUCGUGGUUCCUUAGAGUUGUCCAAAGGGAAUAGCCUCUCAAGCAGGGAUGAAAUGGCCCGCUAGUGUGACAUUAUGGUACCAUUGAAUUGUAACUUUAUAGGCCUCUUUAGCUGUGUUUAAUCUGACGGCUUCAUGAUGUUUUGUGACCACUGUGUGCGUUUUACAUAUUAUUAAUCACUAACAACAUGUCUCAUUUCAAUUUUUGUAUAAUUAUUUGUCUGUGUGUUGCGUUACUGUAACGGUUUUUGUUAGGGCACAAUGGUGUGUGUGAAUUCCCCCCAUAUUGAAAACAGCACCACUAUGGAAACUUUGACAAAUUUAACAACCAUCAGGUUUCAUCAGGAUUGUUUUGAAAAUCUCAUCUGAAUGUCUUUGUUCCCUAUGCAAUAAUCAAACGUUUUAAAGUGUAACUGCUUAAAAUUGAUGAUUGCGAUCAUUUCGUAGCAGUUCAAGCUGUGCAACAGUACAGCUAUAACCGUGAUGCCGCAUUCACCUGUAUGCCUUGCCUACCAGUCAGAAAACGUGUGUGUUGUGAGCGCUUUAGGGCUAAAACAUGGGCAGAGAUCCAUCUCAGGGACAGGGCUGGCCCACACCACACCUGAAAACCGAUUCAGUGCUCUUUUGUAUGUCUUUUUGUUGUUCCUUUUAAAAUCAUUAAAGGUUUCAUUUUUUGAAACUCACAA